GCUACAUGGAUUAUGAGCGAUCCUCUCAGUACUGCCGCCAGCUUGGCGACAAUGCUGCAGCUGGCAGCGACUGCUACGCAGUACCUCAAAGAUGUCAAGCAUGGGUCAGCUGAUCGCAUGCGUUUACGCGAUGAGCUGCGAAAUACUACGUGCCUCCUCGAGAUGCUGAAAGACCGUGUUGAAGACUCAGAGUACUCGGAUGAGGAAUCCCUGAAACCGGCGUCGCUUUCCACACUCGUCGCGCCUGAUGGACCUCUCGAACUGUUCAAAACGAUAUUAGAGGACAUAGUACGCAAGCUUGCCCCGCAAAAAGGGAUCCGAAAAGUGGCGCAACCUUUUUCCUGGCCGUUUGACAAGAAAACUAUUGCCGAGAUGCUUGGAACGCUGGAGAGGCUGAAGAUGCACUUCGGCCUGAUCAUGCAGAACGAUCUUGUUGCACUGGCAAAAAUGUCUUAUGCAAUGCUUGGUGAAGUGGGCAAGCAGGUCGACAGCAUUGAGACGAAGAGACAGCAUGAAGAAACGGAAAAGAUAUUGGCUUGGAUCAGUCAAAUGAACUUCAGAUCUAAGCACGCUGAUGUAUUAGAGGCAGUGCAGCCUGGUACCGGCAAGUGGCUCUUGGAGGACAAAGUUUUCCUUGACUGGGUCAAUGGCGAUGUCGACAUUCUCUGGUGUCCGGGCAUACCUGGGUCCGGAAAGACGAGUCUUGUUUCUCUGGUCGUGGAUCAUCUUCACACCAAGCAAGACAGGAUGCUAACAUACUUUUAUUGCGAGUAUGGCCAAAGAACAGCCCAAACUCCGAUAGCUCUCCUAUCUAGUUUGCUAGAGCAAGUGCUCCGACGCGCACCUUCUGAUAUUCUACCUCCCCAAGUGUCGUCCCUAUAUGAUCUGCACAAGAAGCACGAUACCCGUCCCACGCUUUCUCAGAUCACGGAUGUUGUCCGUGACAUCCUUUCAUCCCAUCAAGUAGUCCACGUCGUGGUCGAUGCUUUGGAUGAAUGUACUCAAUCGGAAGAGACAGCCUUGGAAUUCAUCUCAGCCGUCCAAGCACUGGGUCCGAACAUAAGGUUAUUGUGUACAUCUCGGUACUCUACAACUUUCGAUACUUUCUUUGGGCAGGCCACAAGGCUAGAGAUAUCAGCUCAAGGCGAAGACAUUCGGAUGUUUCUCGAAGCCCAGAUUCCCCAGCAGUCCAGGCUCUAUAGACACAUUCAAGCAGAUCCUACCCUAAAGGAGGAAAUCAUCAAAACCAUUAUUGAACAGUCACGGGGGAUGUUCCUUCUCGCAACACUGCACUUCGAGUCGCUUUCGCGGAAACUCAACCGCAGAGAAGUGCGGUCUUCUCUGCAAACCCUACCAAAGACUCUGAACGACACAUACGAGCAAGCACUAGUCAGAAUCCGUGGACAAGGGGAAGAAGAUGUCGAAUUAGCUGAGACGGUAGUUCUCUGGAUACUAUGUGCACAGCGGACUCUCACAGUACUCGAGCUUCAGCACAUGUACGCCAUGAAGUCUCUGGCUGGCGAAGGAUUGGCUCUAGAAGAUGACGAUCUGCCAGACGGCGAGAGCCUCACAAGCGUUUGUAGAGGACUCGUUGUUGUAGAUGCAAAGUCCAAGUUGAUCCGCCUUGUGCAUUAUACUGCUCAGCAGUACUUUCAGCGAGUCCAUGAAGAUCGCCUUCCCAGCACCAAGCUCGAAAUGACACAACUCAGCCUGGCCUACCUGACAUUGCCUAAUUUCUCGAGCGGCAUAUGUCAUUCAGACGGAACCAUGUGUACCCGUUUAGGAAGAUACCCCUUUCUAGACUACGCAGCACAUCACUGGGGCUCCGAGGGUUCUAGCGUCGAUUAUGGGCUACUAUGGGAUGAUCUGAUAUCCUUUGUUUCAAAUCAAAAGGCUGUAGAUGUUGCUAAUCAGAUAUGGAGCUUACCACAGCACCGACACAGCGAAUGGAGCCAGGAAUUCCCGCGCGAUGUGCCGGCCUUGGUCCUCGCUGCCUCAUUUGACCUGCCUAAUGUUCUGCGACGCUUGGUGGCUCAAGGGUACGCUCUGGAGAGCAAAGGCAGCGACCACGAAACCCCAAUCAUUCGGGCAGCGAGUCUCGGAAAUACCUCCAACGUUGCUGUACUUCUCGAACUAGGGGCAGCGGUAAAUGCAUCUAGCAUUGCGGAAGAGACUGCGCUAGAGCGAGCGGCAGUAUCUGGGAAUGCAACUACAGUGAGAGCCUUGCUGGAUGGUGGUGCAGAUCUUCAUUUCAAAGCCUCAGCAGACUGGACGGUGCUCAUGUCAGCUGUUUCGAGUGGUAAUAUCGAAGUAGUUCGGAUGUUAGUCGAUGCCGGAGCUGAUCUAUUGGCCAAAACUGCUUGGGGAGACUCGGCCCUUAGCAUUGCUGCUCGGAAUGGUCAAGAAAACAUUGCCACAUACCUUGCAGAUCGCGGAGCAAUCCUACCUGAUAGUGUAGCUGGAAGACGCGCUUCCGUUGUUGCAGCUAGGAAAGGUUUGCGGACACUUGUCAGGCGUCUGACGGCCGAUUAUACUGCUGUAGCUAUGAGAGGACUAGAACGCCAGCGUACAUAUGCUCAUGUCGAUUUGAACAGCGUUCCCGAAGACGCCAUGCCCUCAUCCCCGUUGCUGGAUAACGAAGCAGACAGAGACGAGCUCACUGAGAGCAACGGCAUUGAAGAUCUCAGUGAGGCUGUGGAUGGUCUGGACUACAACAGAGGUUUCUUGAGAAGAUACCUCGUCAUGGAGAGAUUAGGCAAGGGGCACGCGGCGGAAGUCCUGCUUUGCAAAAGCAAAGUGACAGGCGUAUACUACGCAGCCAAGUGUUUUACUUUCACCACGCGCUCAUCUGGCAGGACCUUUGUUCAUGGUAUCCGCAAGGAGAUUGACUCUCUAAAUGAAUUACGCCAUGAAAAUAUCAUAAGACUUGUCGAUAUCGUGGUCCAAGAUGCGAUGGACAAGAUUUACCUCGUCAUUGAGCUAGCUCGAGAGGGCGACUUAAUCAACUGGAUUGUGAUGAAGCAGAAGCUUACAGAGGCAGAGACACGGAAGUUAUUCUUGCAGUUGUUUUCUGCUUUAGAUUUCAUGCAUGAAAGUGGAUGGGUGCAUCGCGACAUCAAGCCUGAGAACGUAAUGCUAGCGGACAAAGAAUUAUCCAUAAAACUAGCCGAUUUCAACUUGGCUACAAAAGUACGAGACACCCCACUCACGGAGGGGCUGUGUACUACAUUGUGCGGAACUCCAGGCUAUGUGGCGCCUGAAGUUAUUCAGAACAGUGAAUCCCGCAAGUAUAGUUACGCUGUAGACGUGUGGUCUGCAGGCGUGGUCAUGUACAUCUGCUUAUGUGGCUUCCCACCAUUUUCGGAUGAGCUUUAUUCAGAAGAAAACCCAUACACAAUGGCGGAUCAGAUAAAGAUGGGAAAGUUCGACUAUCCAUCUCCGUACUGGGACCCUGUGGGCGAUCCAGCGUUGGAUCUCAUCGAUUGGAUGCUUACUGUGGACGCACAGGAGAGGUUCACGAUCAAACAAUGUCUGCAGCAUCCGUGGAUGAUGGCAGGUAACGGUGCCAUCGAUUGA
Messenger RNA from Periconia digitata, 3576 nucleotides. Lineage: Eukaryota; Fungi; Ascomycota; Dothideomycetes; Pleosporales; Periconiaceae. The record is from the annotation of a GenBank genome assembly.